Messenger RNA from Cololabis saira (Pacific saury), 3961 nucleotides. It is a transcript of the gene epha8, whose product is annotated as eph receptor A8. Gene Ontology annotation, molecular function: transmembrane-ephrin receptor activity; protein binding; ATP binding. The coding region runs from base 236 to 3157 and encodes 973 amino acids. The record is from RefSeq and is a predicted model, not a curated record. Gene Ontology annotation, biological process: axon guidance; cell surface receptor protein tyrosine kinase signaling pathway; protein phosphorylation. Gene Ontology annotation, cellular component: plasma membrane; neuron projection. The transcript is spliced from 19 exons. Lineage: Eukaryota; Metazoa; Chordata; Actinopteri; Beloniformes; Belonidae.
GCCUCCAACUCCAACCCAAUGAGAUCGCAGCCCUCGCACUCACACGCACAAGCACGCACUUUCCACCCCGAGCGCUCUCUUAAACCCUGGGACGCAAAGAGAAAAAGAAGAAAAGGAGGAAGCCGAGAAGAAAGAGAGGUAGCAGGGUGGCAGAGAGAGAGAGAGUGAGGGGAGCCAGAGAGGAGAGAGGGGGCGAGAGGCAGAGGGAGACGGGCGGCGUGUGAGGGAGAGCACCAUGGCUUCAGAUCCGGGGCUGGCUGCGAUGCUGCUGUGGACUAUCUCACUCCAGGCUGUGGGCUCCGCGGGAACCGGCAGCAACGAAGUGAAUCUUCUUGAAACGACGACCAUCGCGGGAGACUGGGGCUGGUUGACAUAUCCAUCACACGGGUGGGACGCCAUCAAUGAGAUGGACGAGUACUUCAGCCCCAUCCACACGUACCAGGUCUGCAACGUGAUGAGCCCCAGCCAGAACAACUGGCUGGUGACGGGUUGGGUCCCACGACAGGGCGCCAGGAGGAUCUACAUCGAGCUCAAGUUCACCCUGAGAGACUGCAACAGCAUGCCAGGGGUGCUGGGCACGUGCAAGGAAACCUUCAACCUGUACUACUACGAGUCGGACAGAGCGGUGGGCGCAGGCAUCCGGGAGAACCAGUUCAUCAAGAUCGACACCAUCGCUGCUGAUGAAAGUUUCACGGGCGUGGACCUGGGGGUCCGCAGGCUGAAACUCAACACCGAGGUGCGAGGGGUGGGCCCUCUGAACCGGCGGGGCUUCUACCUGGCCUUCCAGGACAUCGGCGCCUGCAUCGCCCUCACCUCCGUGCGGGUGUACUACAAACGCUGCGUGGGCAUGAACCGGAACCUGGCGGUUUUCACCGACGUGGUGACGGGAGCCGACUCCUCCUCCCUGGUGGAGGUCCGGGGUCAGUGCGUGGAUCACGCCGAGGAGAGCGACACGCCCAAGAUGUACUGCAGCGCAGAGGGGGAGUGGCUGGUCCCCAUCGGGAAGUGUGUGUGCUCUGCAGGAUUUGAGGAACACAGAGACUCCUGUGUAGCCUGUGAGGUGGGUUUCUAUAAGCCGGUGGCAGGCGAUGGCCCGUGUGGUAAAUGUCCUCAGCACAGCCACUCAGAGACCAGAGCCGCCCUCUCCUGCCCAUGUGACUCCAACUACUACCGGGCGGCAGAUGACCCGCCUGCAGCUUCAUGCUCCCGACCUCCAUCCGCUCCAGUAAAUGUUAUCUCCUCAGUCAACGGGACCUCUGUAAAUUUAGAGUGGGAUCGCCCCCUGGACACCGGGGGACGCAGCGACCUUCUCUACAGCGUGUUGUGUCGGAGAUGCUCGGGGGAAGGACCCUGCGAGGACUGCACAGCAUCUCCAGGAAGCGGUGGAGGGAAGGCGGGCGGAGGAGCGAACCUCGGGGUGGGAGGUGGAGGUAUGGUGGAGCGUUUAGGAACGGCAGGAGUUAAGUUCGUCCCUCGCCAGACUGGUUUGACGGAGCCUUGGGUGACGGUGCUCAACCUGGCGGCCCACACCAACUACUCCCUCCGCAUCCUGGCCAUGAAUGCGGUGACUCACCUGGGCAGAGAGCCAACACCUUAUGCCGUUGUCAACAUCACAACAAACCAGGCAGCUCCCUCUGAAGUGUUGGCCAUCCGUCAGGAGAACACCAGCCAGAACAGUGUGACUUUGUUGUGGCAUGAACCCGACCAGCCCAACGGCGUAAUCCUGGAGUACGACAUCAAAUACCACGAGAAGGAAAACGACGAGGAAACCUUUUCCACUCUGAGGUCUAGAAACACCAGUGCCCGGGUGUCCGGUCUGAAGCCGGGGACCAAGUACAUCUUCCAGGUCCGAGCCAGAACGUCUGCGGGCUGUGGCCGCUUCAGCCAGGAUGUAGAGAUCCAGACUGGUAAAGCAGCUCCUCUGCGUUACAACACAAUGACCAUCAUCUGGAUCUGCAUGGCCUUGGUGUCCGGCCUGGUCACCACCCUGGCCAUCUUCAUCUGCAGGAAACGGCAAGGCUACACUUUACCACACUACCCGUCGCUGCUACACUGUGGCUACAGCAAAGCCUUCCAGGACUCAGAUGAGGAGAAGAUGCAUUACCAGAACGGUCAUGUGUCAUUCCCCGAUGCGAGGUUCUAUAUCGACCCGCACACGUACGAGGACCCCUGCCAGGCGGUCCAUGAGUUUGCCAGAGAAAUUGAAGCUUCCAGGAUCAAAAUAGAGAAAAUUAUUGGCUCAGGAGAGUUUGGGGAGGUGUGUUACGGACGUAUGAGGCUUCCAGGUAAACGAGACAUCCCAGUAGCACUGAAGACCCUGAAGGCAGGAUAUACUGAGAAGCAGAAGAGGGACUUCCUGGCCGAGGCUUCCAUAAUGGCCCAGUUUGACCACCCGAACGUCAUCCACCUGGAGGGAGUGGUAACUCACAGCAAACCAGUGAUGAUCAUCACAGAGUACAUGGAGAACGGCUCGCUGGACUCCUUCCUCAGGAGACACGACGGCCAGUUCACCAUCAUCCAGCUGGUGGGGUUGUUGCGUGGCAUCGCAGCAGGUAUGACCUACCUGUCUGACCUGGGCUACAUCCACCGAGAUCUGGCCGCCCGCAACAUCCUGGUCAACAGCAACCUGGUGUGUAAGGUAUCUGACUUUGGGCUGUCUAGAGUCCUGGAGGAUGACCCCGACGCCGCAUACACCACCAGUGGCGGGAAAAUCCCAAUCCGCUGGACGGCCCCCGAGGCCAUCGCGUUCAGAAAGUUCUCCUCCUCCAGCGAUGUGUGGAGCUACGGCGUCGUCAUGUGGGAGAUCACGUCCUACGGAGAGAGACCUUACUGGAACCUCACCAACAGAGAUGUGAUCAAAUCCGUGGAGGAAGGCUACAGGCUCCCUGCUCCCAUGGGCUGCCCCGCUGCUCUACACACACUCAUGCUAGACUGCUGGCAGAAGGAUCGCAACGAGCGGCCGCGUUUCUGCCAGAUAGUCACCGUUCUUGACAAGCUAAUCCGCAACCCAGAGAACCUGAAAUCUAUGGACACGCUCUGCAGGGACAUCCAGAGGCUUGGAGUGACACUGAUGGGCCAUCAGAAGAAGAUCAUGACCAGCGUCCAGGUCAUGAGGGCACAAGUCCUCCAUAAGAGUGUUUCAUCAGUGCACGUAUAACUCCAAAACUGAGCUUUCCUUCUGCUGAGACGUGAACGCCCAGGCUUCUAUGAGGUCCAGAAGGACUCAUCAGCAGAUAAAAGGAAGAAGAACAAGAUAUGUGGGAAUUUUACAAGAAUUUUACUGGAGAGAUUAAAGAACAAAAUGUGAAGUUUUUCCAUCGAAGCAAGUAAACGUGACUUCUAUGGGACCGACUUUUCUUUUAUUCUUCUUAACCAUUUUAUGUCUCGUUUAUGACUGGAAAAAAACUGCCUUAAUUAUCACAAAUUAUUUAAAUUUUAUGUCUACAAGGAAAGGAUAAUUUAUCAUGAAUUUAUCAGAGUAGUUUGAUUUACAUUACCAGUGAAGAACAAGAGCCGUGGUGCGGCGGGGGAUUCUGACGGGAGCGGCUUCAGCUGAACGAGGCCGCGUUGAGGCUUAAACCACGGAAAAGGGGGGAAGUUUGAGUUGAUCGUCUUCACCGCUGAGAAGAUUUACUUCACCCCAGGCUAUUAAUGCCGACAGGCACAUGUGUCCACCGUCUACCCUUGAUGAACGACCCACGGAGACCCGAGAACCCUCUGCCCGGUUUGAAGCUGCGCAGCGCACAACUGCUCUACUGGAUCCUGUGUGUAAAUUGGUCAUAGUGCACUUUAUUCUACAAUCUCUCCGUCCGGUACUGGUUUACCACCUGUGUCGCAGAUCUCCUUGCAGUCAUGACUUGAGCCAUACGUUUCAAGCUUUUAUCUGUUUUACCAGUAUACAGGACUGUCUGUAUACUGUCUGAACAUUAGAAUAUUGUGAUAAAGUUCUUUAUUUUCUGUA